AUGACGUCGACGGCCCAGGACAUCGGUGUCGCCUCGGGCGAGCCGGCCAAAUGGCGAUUACUCCAUUCAUCGCGUGGAGCUUGCUUGGGAACGCUGGGUUGGCAAAGAGGGGCUCUUUUUGAUGGAAACCCAUCUCUUCCACAUACUGCAGAUGAGUGGCACAAGCAGGUUUGUAAAACUUACCAAAGUCGGGACGUCACUGUGUCAAACAUCUUUCUUGGAAGCCUGAAGUCCUUAUCCACAAGGGUAAAAAUCACAAAGUUGGUUCAACGUAAUAAACCAAAGAUUCGUGUUUUGUAUGACCUGUCCUUAGAGAUCGCACAUCAUGAGAGGGGUGGCUCAUACCGUAACUGUAGAUUGAGCUUUCCGCCGCAAUCUAAACCGACAGUUUGUGCACUCCUUUCAGAUACGAGCACUCUUCGAAUGCUUGAAGCAAUGUUCUCCUUUCCUGAUCAUUCAGCAUUUGCGCAAGCUUUGAGGGGCGGGAAACUGACAGUCCUAGAGGCAGCUGAUCAACGAGUUGCCAUGUUACUCAAAACAGUGCUGGACCGUGUCAGCGUUAGUGCUGUCAGAAGGCAACCUCUGGAAAAGAAUCUCACUUGGCAACCUGACUACUCUCUGACACACUAUUCUCCCAAGGAAAUCACUGCUUGGAGGGAAUGGUAG
Molecule: messenger RNA, 666 nt
Organism: Tremella mesenterica DSM 1558
Lineage: Eukaryota; Fungi; Basidiomycota; Tremellomycetes; Tremellales; Tremellaceae
Exons: 2
Coding region: 1-666 (221 amino acids)
Source: RefSeq, a predicted model, not a curated record